AUGGGACAAGCACAACAGAAAAACAAUUCCACAACAACCACAACAGCAGCAAAUACUAGCCAAUUCAGUAGUGAAUUAUCAUCACCAAAUAGUGCACACAAUCACGGAGAUGACUUUUCCAAGAUUUUGGCUCACAACUUUUCAGAGAAAUCUCCUCUGACUCCAAAGAAGGGAUUUGAUCCUUUUGAUUUUUGCGAUCAUGAAGGUUUUAGUUUAGCCAAGCAGGGAAAUUGGCCUCGAGUGGAGAAAAUGCUCAAAACAAAGCAAGCUACAAUUACUGAUAUUGAUAGGCAUGGAAAUACAAUGCUGUAUUAUAGUUGUUUGGCUGGACAUGUUCAUGUAGCCAAACGUUUAUUGGAUCUUGGUGCUAGGGAUGACAAGUUUUCUCGUUGUUAUCUCAAUUCAUUGAGUCAAGAAAUGAGAUGGUUGUUGAAGAGUUAUCAUAAUUACUCAUUUUCUACACAAAAGAAAGCUAAAGAGGAUGAGUCUGGUGUGAUUGAAGAUGAUAAUUUAGUGAACUUACUAUUGUCAUUUGUGAAGAGAGCUAUAUUCUCAAAUGAAGAAGAGAACAUGGAUGGACCUGAUAUGACUUUGACAAUCAAAUUUUCUGGUGAACAAUUACCAGCUACUUACAGACUUCACAAAUGGAUUUUAAUUUCCAGAUGGCCAGAAAUUAUUGAUUUUGCAUUGAACGAAUCAUCUGAACAUCCAAUCCAAAACUCUGUUUUGUCUGCAUUGGAUUUAAAAACAAUGCUUGCUUAUGAUUUAGAUCCACGUGAAUAUCAGAGAGAGGUUUUUCCUGCAUUCUCAGUUUUACAAAGGCCAACAUUGGAAAGCAUCAGAUCUUCUGUUCUUGUUGCCAAAAAGUAUGUCAAAGAAAAAUUUCUGCCCUAUCAGUUACCAACUCUUAACGAGGAACAGAUAGACCAAGUUUAUGAGAGAUUAUCUGAUUUAAAUUUGGGAGAUGCACCUUUCAGUAGAAAACCAUUUGAAGUUAUCCUCGCCUACAUUUACACAGGUAGAAUUAUUGAUCCUAGAGUUAAAAGCAUAUUCAUUCCAUUGGAAAAAAUCAUUAUUAGGGACGCUUCAGUUCAAUUCAUGCAGGAAUUGAUGGAUGCUGCCUAUUCAUUGAAAUUAACAAAUCUUGCAAAGAUUCUAUUCGUGGAAAUUGGAGUUCAAGCUGAUUUCAUUGCCAGAAAAUUCAAGGUUAAAGCUAAUUUGGACAAUUUUCAAGAUGCUAGAAAAAAGGAACUUCAAAAAGACCUAUCACCUCUAGGAUUUUGUUUGGAAAGCAAGCAGCCAACCAAUCUGUUAGAUAUUUUAAGAAGAAAGGGUUGUGACAUGAAAAUCAAGUUAGCUGAAUCUAUUGAAGAUGAAGAAGUUUCCGAACAAGAAAGAGAUGUCAUACUUUGUCACAAAAAGUUUGUUACAAAGCGUAGCGCCUAUUUCGAUAUCAUUACGUCUUGUGGAUUCUCUGAGGGAAUUCAAUUCAGAGAAGAAGAGGAAAAAAAUGGAAUUGCAACAUUGGAACUUAAUUGUCCAAACAUGGAAAUUUUGAAACAACUAAUCAAUUACACUUACAGUGAAAAUGCAAAUAUUACCCCUUCGAUAUGUAUUGAACUAUCAAUACAAUCCCAAAAAUUGGACUAUAAUGCACUUUUCAAAAAAUGUGAAGAUUUCAUGGUGGAAAAUUUAACAAUUCAAGAUGCUGAUAUGUUUGAGCUUUAUAAAUUAGCUAACUUUUUGGGAAGUGACAAGUUGAAGAAAUUCUGGAAACCUCAAACUAUCAAAUAUGUAGCCAAUCUCAUUAAGAAUGGAAAUAUUACACUGGAACAAGUCAAGGAAUCUCUAUUAAAUGAGUUGGACUGUGACGAGAAUGAAUGCGAAACUCUAGUUUCCCAAAUCAUGGAAAAAGUAGAUUAUUGCUAAGUACUAUUCAAUAAAGAAAGGGU
Molecule: messenger RNA, 1952 nt
Organism: Naegleria gruberi
Lineage: Eukaryota; Heterolobosea; Eutetramitea; Acrasida; Naegleriidae
Exons: 2
Coding region: 1-1929 (642 amino acids)
Cellular component (GO): ubiquitin ligase complex; cytoplasm
Molecular function (GO): protein binding
Source: RefSeq, a predicted model, not a curated record